Molecule: messenger RNA, 1395 nt
Organism: Phytomonas sp. EM1
Lineage: Eukaryota; Euglenozoa; Kinetoplastea; Trypanosomatida; Trypanosomatidae
Source: the annotation of a GenBank genome assembly
AUGACCCCCAAAAGGCUAAUCUUUACCCUUGGUACCAAUAAUUGGCAAGGACCUGGCCAAUUUGCCCCUGGAUCUGGUAUUCUACACCAAGGUCACCAUAUUGCAAUGAACUCCUUGCCCGAUACUGUUUGCUAUUCUAUAUGGCCAUCUGACAUUCAAAAAACGCCGAAUGAAAGGGAUGAUUAUAGGGUCUAUGAGAUUCCACAUCCUAUUCCGAUUUGUGAAAGUGUAGGACCGCAGAGCAGUAAGCGGUGGCAUUCAAUGAGUGAUGAGGAAGUUAAGUCUUACUGUGAUGCCCUCCGACAGCAAUGUUGGGAUUACAUUGAAUAUGCUGAAAAAAAGCAUGGCCAGUCAUUUAAUUUAUUUGUGGCUCAUCAUGCCUUCAUGAAUCCCGUGAUAAUGUCCGAGAUUAAUGAGCGACGUGUGGCGUGUGGUAAACCCAAGGUUCCCCUUGUAGUCUUUGUACACGGAACUGCCCUCAGAAUGUAUGAAAACGAGCUAAAUCAUCUUCCUGACUUUCCAAUGAAGUAUUAUACAUGGAUUCGUGAGGAGAAGAAAUUAUUCGAAAAUACUGAGAAGGUAUAUGGUAUUUUUACAGUUUCCCUUCCGCAAAAAGAGGCAUUCCUUAAACUUUUCCCCUUAUUUCCGAAAGAUCUUGUUUCUGUUGCUCCUUGCGGAUAUGGUCAGCAUAUCUUCCGUCCUAUUGAUGGAAUGACCAGACAAAAAGCAUUUGGAAAAAUGCCCCAAGUUUUAUAUGAUGGGUUUGACGAGGCCCAACUUCCUGCAGAGGUUCAGAAUGUAAAACCUGGAAAAACUGUUCCGAAUAUUGAUUCAUACAAGCAUUUGGUUGUCUUUUGUGGACGUUUUGCUGAUUGGAAGCGUCUGGACUCGGUCCUGCUGGCAGCGAGUAAGUGGGAACAGGAGGAAAGGAGUAUUCUUACGAUAUUGUGCGGUGGUGGUUCAAGAGAAGCGUGCCAGAAAUAUGUCGAUAUGGCGUAUUUCGACCUUAAGCUGAAGAACACUUUUUUUCUGGGACCCCUGGGGCAACCUGAGCUUGCCAAUUUGUUCACAGUUGCCGAUAUUUCUGUUUUCCCAAGCAAAGAUGAACCCUUUGGUCUUGUUUUCAUCGAAUCCAUGGGCUGCGGGACGCCUGUGAUUGGGGCAAAAUCUGGAGGUCCACUUGACUUUGUAAAUGAUGAAGUUGGAACCCUUGUGGAUGAGGGAACAAAUGCGGAAGUGGGUGAUAGGGUUUAUGCCUCUGUCAUACAGGCUUUGAAUGAGGACUGGAAAAAGACAAAGGGCCCUCAUUGUGUGCAGUAUGCCCUAAAGAAGUUCAGCUUGACUGCUCAAGUUGAAUUGAUGUUAAAGCAUAUUGAUUCACACUUUAUCAGCUGA